This is a messenger RNA of Neoarius graeffei (lesser salmon catfish), 9080 nucleotides long. RefSeq lists its product as uncharacterized. The coding region runs from base 4327 to 6024 and encodes 565 amino acids. The record is from RefSeq and is a predicted model, not a curated record. NCBI's taxonomy places the organism in Eukaryota, Metazoa, Chordata, Actinopteri, Siluriformes, Ariidae. Gene Ontology annotation, molecular function: RNA-DNA hybrid ribonuclease activity; nucleic acid binding. The transcript is spliced from 2 exons.
UCCUAAGAAUGAUGAAUACGAAGUAGUUAAAACUAAGAUAGAAGGAGAUGGCAAAACCACCACAAAGAAUGAGUUUAAGUUCUACUGGAAGGAUAUCAGUAAAGCUAUGGAGGAAUUAAAGGCACAAUUGACGCGUUAUCUGUUCUCACGACAGCAGGCUAACCGUGAUCUUUCACAGGUUACUAAUUGUAAACAGGAGAAGGCUGAACUCACUUCAAAGUUUCUGACGCGUUUUAGCAGGACGUGGACUUGUCUGGGAAACAUGCAAUUAGAUCAGCAGCAAGCCAAUCCACUCUUUACUUUUACAUUUUUGAACAAUUGUCGUCCUGAUAUGCAGAAGGUUCUGAAAUAUCAUUUAAGUGACCGUAGUAAUAUGAUAAUAAAAACCCUAGGGGAAAGAAUUAGAACUAUGGAGGGAGAUGGUAUUCUGGAUAGUAAGCAGGUAGCCUGCCUCUCUGUGGCUGGUGGCUACUCACAGCCCCGUGGAAACGUGAAUAGACAACAAAAGAAUCAGAAUUCGAGCAUCCGCCUGCAAGGCAGGGUACGCCCUGGAGCGUGCCACUAUUGUGGCAAAGAAGGACAUUGGCAACAUGAGUGUAGAAAGAAAAAGGCGGAUGAAUACAAUUCGCAGCAUAUGUUUUCCCCUUCACCCCCCUGACCCUCAAUCUUCUGAUAUGUUUCCCCUUCCUCCUCCUAAUCUUCAGCAGCCGCCACCGGCUGCCCCUAUGGCAAAUCCUUUUGUGCAGCAAUGCCCCACAGGCCCAUAUCAACCUUAGAGCUGCCUACAGAGCUGUGACCCCGUAAUGCUACAUUGUUCUUUCGACUCUUAUCUAGCCAAUGAUUUGCCUGUUGUAGAAUUAGCUAUAGAUGGACAGGUGCUUCCUUUUCUAAUUGACACUGGUGCUACGAUGUCCUCUGUGGGGAAAAUCCUACGAGGGCCCUCUCUCUAACAAAACCGUUCGCUCUGUGGGAAUUGAUGGGCUCCCCUUCUCCUCCCCUUGCACUCCUCCGCUAUUUGUAACCUGUCCCGCCGACACAGCACUUUGUACACAUCACUCUUUUGUGUUUAUGCCACAGUGUCCCUUUAAUCUAAUGGGACGGGAUCUAAUGAGUCUGUUACAUUUAUCCAUUUCGUUUCAGGGAUCCAAAAUGAUUAUUUACACUCGUGACUUUCUGCCUCCCGCCUUGGCUCAUCUAUCUUCAUGUAUGACUGUCACAAAUAUCUCUGCUGUUUGCACUGCUUCUGUAAACACUGUUAUCUUCCCUUCUACAGAUCCUUUGAGUGCUCUCCCCUCCUCCCUCUGGGCUGAACACAAGGACGAGGUUGGCCUGGUUCACUGUGUGCCUUAUGAAGCUAAGCUUAAACAUUUGCUUCCUGUUUGUGUUAAGCAGUACCCUCUUUCUGAAGCUAAGGCUAAGGGGAUUGAUGUCAUCCUACAGUCUCUUCUUGAGCAAGGCGUGGUUCCUGCUCAUCAUUGCUGUUUUUCUGUUAUUGAUCUCUGUGUCGCGGCGAUCUGCCGCGAGAAGUGUCUGAAUGCAGGCUCACAUGAUUGACAGCUGCCUCCGCUACUCCCUGCAAUGCUGAAUCGCAGUGCUACGCUGCCGGCACACGGCUUGGCAGCACGCUGCGCUGAACAGGUGAAGCCAAUCACAAUGCUAAUUAGCAGGGCAGCGGUCUUUCUAGAAAAAUAGGCGGAGUUGGCGUUCAGUCGUUCAGUUUGUAACGAAGCAGCAGCACAGCAGUUGCAAAGGGAAUUCGCUACUAACACAAACUUUACAGCACAUCGGGGAAAAAAGGACAAAAAAGGCUACCGGUAAGCCCACUGAACUUUUAUCUGCAAAUGCAAACGCUGCGCUCGCAGUAAUCCGUGGGCAUGAGAAAUGUUUGUUUCUUGCCUGUGUUUGGUUUAAUGGUUUAAACUUCUCAAUCGCCAAUGCAGUCAGGCAGAAUCUCUGGCGUUUGCAUGUUUAGUAAACUUAUAGCUUGCUGGUAGUUGCUAAUGUGUGUCCUUCAUUUCAUUACAUUAGUUUAAUUUCAUUAGUUUCCUUUCUCAGUGGCGUGCAGUAAAUAUCUUCAGUUAAAGUGCACAAACUGCUUGUUAAAGGGCUAAUGGUUAAAAUGGUUAGAAGUAAAUGGUUCUUAGUUUAGAACUGGUUUUCUGUUCAUUUAUGUUUGUUUAGUGAAAUAUUGACCUGGUUGAAUGUUUGUUUGUUCAGUAACAUAUUGACCAGAGUGAUUAAAAAAGGUUAAAACUGCCUGGUUUAUAAAUAAUGUAAAUGGUUAAAAUAUACUUUACUUACCUUAAGGCCCGGUCCCACUGCACUUACGGAUGCAAAGAGGAUGUAAAACGUAAAAAAAUCUUUGCCAUCCGUUGGAAAACGCUAUGCAUCCGUUGUGUACUCAUUGCAUACGUGCUUCAUACGCUCUAUCCAUCGAGCAUCCGUCCACUGUGAUUUCAUCCGCGCAAAAAGUUUUGAGCUGCACAAAACUUUUAGAACGGAUGAACUUUCCGCCGUGUACGAUGUAAAUCUGCAACAUAUACGAGCAACAAACGUUCUAUGUCCGUUAUCAUCCGUUAAACGUCUGCUGUAUCCUCUCUGCAUCCUCUGGGCAUCCUCGCAACUCACAUCCGCUGCAGCUGAAAACGGAAAGAGGGAGGAAAGAUAAGGUACAUGAAACGUCUAUUCAUCGUUAGUAGCACGGAAAUAGAAAGGAUGUAAGCGUAUGCAUCUCGUAUAUAAAGUAUUCAAAACGGACAAAGCGUUUAUAUCUGGGAUGUAUCUUGUAUAUUUAGGACGUCUGGAGUAUGUCUAGAGUAUGUAGAAGGACACCUAGCGGACAAUCGAUAUUUUGUAUAAAAAGGGGGAGAAAAUCAUCUGGAUCUCAGUAUGAGUCGAACAGUCAUGGUGUACAGAUCUCAUCACCCUGACGCACCAUGGUGUUGAUACAAGAUGUAGUAGAGAUGUAUCAGUGUAGCCUUCUUCAAAAACGAGAUGUAGUAGAGAUGUAGCCACCAGCACGUCUUUCCGCUUUAUGCUGACGGUGUGCGUGCUGCAUCCCUUUAUAUCCGCGGAGCAGACGCAAUUCAUACCCUCCGCAUGCGCAGUGAACGGUCUGCAUCCGAUAUACAUCCGCGCAACAUCCCCUUUGUUUCCGUUAGGCGUACGUGAUGCAUCCCCUUCAUCCACUAUGCAUCCGCUCUUUCUGCUAUGCGUCCGCUUCUCAGUUAUCACCGGUAACCCCUUCGGAGCUGUCAUCCACGUCCAUCUGCUUUCAUCCGCUAGGCUUCCUAUGAACAUGCGUUUAACAUCCCCGCUAUAUACUACCCAUGUCCGUUCUUUUCCGUUCUGUUUUCGCAAAUUUUCGCCAAUUUUGUCCAUUUCUGGAGCGGAUGAAAAUGGAUAGAGCCACCCCCAAAAUUUUGCUCGUCCGCUGUGUCCUUUUUGCAUAUGUUUUGUGUCCAUCAGCCAGUGGGACCGGGCCUUUAUACUUGCCUUUUGUUGCCUAAUUAACUUGGGCUUUGUUGUGGAAAAACAGGCAUUUAUUCAUACAUGCUGAGUGUAAAUAAUGAAUCAUUGAACAAUGGACUUUUGUUAAUCAUUUUAUUUUUGUGUUUGUAUGGUUAAAGGUUUUUCACCUUCUUCUUCUUCUGCUUCUACUUUUCUUCUGAAAAUCAAUAAAAACACAAGACGAGUGGAAUCCUGAGUCCGAGUCCUUCCCUCUCAAGUGUGGGAAACCCAUGAUGCUCAUACACUUGACACUCUAUUCUGCCUUUUUCAGCGUUCCUGUAGAAGAACACACACAGCCUUUGUUUACCUUCACGCACAGGGGGAGACAGUAUACUUGGACACGGUUGCCUCAAGGUUUCAUUGAUUCUCCUGCUGUUUUCUCAGCCAUAGUUCAUGACGCACUCUGUGACCUCUCCCUCCCCCAGGGCUCUGUGGUCCUGCAGUACGCAGACGAUCUUCUGGUAUCUGCUGAGUCACCAGAAAUCUGCCAAGACGCCUCCUUACGCCUGCUCCAACAUCUGGCACACAAGGGCUUUAAGGUUUCCAGGACCAAGCUGCAAUAUUGCAUGGACACUGUUAAGUAUUUGGGUUUUGAACUUUCACAAGGUUGUCGUAAGCUGUCAUCUGAUCGGGUGCGGGUGAUUCUAGACACAAAACGCCCUGCAACUAAACAUGCACUGAUGUCUUUUCUGGGUCUUAUCAGUUACUGCAGACAAUGGAUCCCUGACUGCUCUUUAUAUGACAAGCUUCUCCGUUCUGCAAUCUCUCAUCACGAUCCACUGCAACACCCUUUGACCUGGACUGACGCUAUGGUGGAUGCUUAUCACUCCCUCAAAAGCGCCCUUUGUUCAGCCCCGGCCCUGGGUUUACCUGAUUACUCCAAGCCCUUCCAUCUCUAUGCCUGUGAACAACAAGGCACAGCCUCUGCGGUGUUGGCCCAGGAGUAUAGGGGGGGUGCGUCCUUGUGCAUUUUUAGCUAAAACGUUAGACACUGUUGCUCAAGGCUUACCUGCGUGUCUAAGGGCUGUCUCCGCAUGUGCUCUGAUGGUUUUAGAUGCGGAAAAAUUGGUUUUGUCUCACUCACUAAUUUUGCACUCGUCACAUCAAGUUAAACAGGUGUUGCAAAAUUUACAGACCCAACAUAUGACUGCUCAGCGACGCUUUGGAUAUGAAACCAUUCUCUGUUCUACUGACAAUCUCGAAAUUCGUGCCACAUCCUCUUUCAAUACUGUAGGUCAUACUCUCGCACGCCUUCUUAAUUCUCAGGAUGACACUCUGGAUGACACUGAUCAUGAUUGUCUAUCUGAAAUCGUACAUACUACUAGUUUCAGGUCUGAUCUCUCCUCCAGCCCUCUAGGGAUGGGGGAAGUAUUUUUUGUUGAUGGCUCUUGUUCUAAAUCCUCAGACGGUGUUUUCCUCUGUGGUUAUUCUGUGUGUUCACUGUCUGAUAUUGUGCAUGAGGCAUACACUCUUCCUUUCUCUUCGGCUCAGGCAGCUGACUUGUAUGCUCUCACUCGUGCCUGUAUUUUGUCUCAGGGAAAGGAUGUCACAAUCUACACAGACUCUCGUUACGCCUUUGGUGUGGCUCAUGAUUUUGGGAAGAUUUGGCAGUCUCGAGGCUUCCACGCCGCAGAGGGGAAGCCCAUUUCUCACUCUACCUUAGUACAAAAUCUCAUUGAUUCUUGUCAUCUCCCUAGAUCACUCGCCAUAGUUAAAACUAAGGUGCAUGCCUCGGGAAACACACCUGAAAUCAUGGGUAAUUCUCCUGCCGAUCGCAUUGCAAAACUUGCUGCUGCUUCUGGUGUCAUGUCUCCUGGCCUAGAUUCUUCGCCGUGUAAUACCUCUUGCCUUGCCAGCUCACUGAUUCCUGACUUAGAUCUUUUUUCUUUACAGGCUUCAGCCUCUCCAAAUGACUCUGCCUUUUGGCAGUUACAAGGCGCUUAUGUUGCCUCUGAUGGCCUAUGGUACAGUCAGGAUGGCCACUUUUGUCUUCCAUCUCAUUGCCUUCCCUUCCUCGUGUGCGAAUUUCACGGCGUGACACAUCGCGCACGAAGGGGGGUGAAGGGGGACAUGAACAAAUUUUUUUGUAUAGCCAAUUUAAACAGUUUGGUGGACUCAAUUCUUGAGAGAUGCCUCAUCUGCGCACAAAAUAACCCCUCUAAAGCAGGCGCGAAACACGAGUGUUUACCCAUACCUACGUCUGCAUUCCUAGAAUGCCAAAUCGACUUCACACACAUGCCUCGCUGUGGGCCGUUUAAAUAUCUCCUGGUGAUUGUGGACAAAUUAUCUAAAUGGGUAGAAGCUUUUCCCUGUUCGAGAAAACACGAAGGUAGUUACUCAUAUUCUGGCAAAAGAAAUAAUACCUCAUUAUGGGGUUCCAGACGCCAUAGACUCAGACAAAGGUACCCCUUUUACCUCAAAAGUCACACAAAACCUUUGCAAGUAUCUCUCACUAAACUGGCGUUUUCACAUUCCGUACCACCCUCAAUCCUCUGGUAUCGUAGAACGUACUAAUCAAACAUUGAAAGACUAACUAAGGCCAUGCAGGCCACAGGUUCGAAAAAUUGGGUAGACUUAUUGCCAGCCACUCUGGCUGAAAUUCGUAUGACACCAAGACCUAGACUAGGGGGAUACGCCCCCUAUGAAAUUAUUUUUGGAAGACCUUUCCCUCUCCCCUGGAAGAAGGGAACUCCGGCUCUGGGUACCUCUGAUUUGAAAACACACAUGGAUGAGUAUUCUGCAGCCCUUAUAGAUAAGUUGCAUAAAAUUUGUGCCAAGGUCAAUAGUACAAUAUCGUCUCCACCAUCAGCACCCACACACCCCUUUCACGUGGGAGACAAGGUGCUGGUGCGACUUUUUAAACGAUUUGGACAAUAGGGAGAACCUAGGUAUAGUGGGCCUGCAGAAAUAGUCGCCAUUACUCGUACUGCUGUUUUAACUGAUCUUUUUCCACAGUGGAUCCAUGCCACACGAUUGAAGAAGGCUCCAUAACAAAGCUGUGUUACAAUGACAAGUUUGCUAUUAACGUUUUCUCUGUGUCCCUAUCCAGUCUCUGUUCUCUCUCCCUAUCUCUGAGCUCUACACAGAUUUGAUGUGACAUUUGUGCAGCCCUGGCCGACUGAGAAUCCUCAGAUUACUCCCUGCAAGACAUUGUGAACAAAGAGGGGAUCUCGUGCCCCGUCUGGGACCAGUCAUCCUCACUACAACCAUGAAAGUCCUCAUCACGAGUUUUGUGACCACUCUACUGCUGCUCGGAGCAGGAUUACCCGCUCGAGCUGGACCUCGAGACAACAUCUUCUGGCAAUUCGCUAACUGGACUGCACGAGCGCACACGAAUGAAAGUUGUUAUGUACAGUGGCAGCCAUUGAAUUUGUUCCACGUUUCCGUGACUGGCCCUCAGCAGGCCCUUGGCCGUCCCCUGACUGGUUCGUGACUGUCUGCCGAUUGGUCCGUGCAGAUAAUUUAUCCCCCACAAUGAUGUAAUCAAUGCAGUCCUGACUGGUGACGCCCCUAAGCAGCUUGUGUGAAAACCAGCUGCUAUCCCUCAUUUUUCCACGGGGAGGAGCAGUGAUUGUCCGUUUCACAAAGCAGGUUUAUCAAAUGCUGAGAACAGCUGAUUUCAGUUAGUUAAUUCAACCCGGAGGAGUUUCACCGUGAGUUAAAAAGCCAUAAGAUUUUAAUGCGCUCAUACAGCGAGUUUGAAUAUGUUUAUAUAUAAUUGAAAUAAAAGAUAGAUUGAUUGAUUGAAGUGUGCAUGCUUUCUACAUAAACACUGUCUAGUGCAGCAUAGGCAUAAAUAAAUAAAUAAAUAAAUACAGCCUCCGCUACUGUCUAGUCCCAGGGAGGCUCGGCGUAGGCCACUGAUGAAACUAUUUGGCUGUCCUACUACUAGGCAACUACUUGUCUACUACUAAUACUAGGCCUUUUGUAGUAGUAGUAAUAAUGAUAUUUGCCUACUGAAAGGUGAUCAGGUGAAAAGUUGAAGCCACAGCAAGACCUUUGCUAUUAAGCCUUUUGUAGGUUAAACAGGCUUCGGCAGACAACGUUCUGGAAAGGCUGUGUUUUUCUUUGGUUUGAUUAGCCUACGAUUUAAUCUUUAAACAUUAUGGUUUCAGCAGUUCGCUUAAACAUUGGAGGCUGUAGAGUCGGGCUGCAAGAUUUCCCGACACUUGUUUAAGAUGACAAACUUCAUAGUAAGGAGAAAAUAAUUCCACAGUAUUUAGUGCCUCAUCAGUCUCAAAAAUUAAUAGUGAAGGACCAACGCGAAUUAAGUCCCAAAAAAACAUCUCGUAGGCCUAUAUUUUACAUUUUCAAAAAAGUCCGGAAUUGGAAGUCGGUCAGUGGAGUGUAAUGAAGUGUCUCAUUCACUAAGCACAAAAGGUCGGACAACAGUGGAGAAAACAGCGAUUGCUUAAAUAGGCUACUAAUGGUUUACAUUAGUAAUUUAAUGUAUGUGACAAAUAAGUUCAUUGAUUAAAUAGAUAAAGAAGCCAAUACUCCGAAGCUCAAAAUUCAGGAAAGUGGCUCCUGUGUCGCAAGUGCCAAGAACAGUUAUUUGAAAGUUAACCUAAUGAAUUUGUGUGUGCGCGUGCGAUUUCAUGAAGAACCGGGACAAUUGGCAUUCGGUGAAAGAUUCACACCUAUGACUCAUUAUAUUCACGCGCGCCCUCUCGCCCACUGUUGCUUCGUUUUCCCGAUUUACAUGAGCAUCUGAAGAUGGAGUUUUCAGAAAUCUCCACUCUGCCCAGAGUUUGCAAAAGUAGCUGUUUUCACAGGGUUCCCGCGGGGUUUUAAAAGGUAGUAAAAGGUAGUUAAUUAAAAUAGGCUAAAUUAUGGCCAGUAAAAAGUAGUAAAAGGUAGUAAACGUAAUCUGACGUGGUAGUAAAUUUUUUUGACCCCCAUCCAACUGGGCCUAUGUGUUUUCUAAUUUGUUUAAUUAACCUGCAUGCCAUAAUAUCCAUAAAUUACUACAUUUGGGCGAAUUUAUUUUUAUGUAUCGAGGAGGACCGCAGUGAGGAGUUGGUGGCGCAUGCGCAUUGAAUUCCAAUAACGGUCGAAUCCAGUGUAAAUUUAUACCAGAGAUUGUUUAGUACGAGACUGACUUUGUUUAUACGGCUCUAGUGGAAUCUGUCAACCCGACUGGCGACAUCUGCACGAGAAUUAAACAAUGGGGAAAUGCAAAUUUUCAGACCUCUGGCUGGAGGAACCUGAUUUUAAAGACUGGCUAAAGGCGGUAGAUGGCAAUCGGCGAGAGGCGUUCAUUGAAAAGUUGAUCGAAGAAAAGGUCAAACAACUGAGGCACAUGUAAUGCGUUGUGUGGGUGUGUGCCUGGUGCGUUGUGUGUGCGCGCGCGCGCCUGGUGCGUUGUGUGCGCGCGUGCGCCUGGUGCGUUGUGUGUGCGCGUGCGCCUGGUGCGUUGUGUGUGCGCGCGCGCGCUUGGUGCGUUGUGUGUGCGCGCGCGCCUGGUGCGUUGUGUGUGCGCGUGCGCCUGGUGCGUUGUGUGCACGCGCGCCAUUUGAGGCAUCCAAAAUCUCAUCUCAUCUCAUUAUCUCUAGCCACUUUAUCCUGUU